Castor canadensis (American beaver) is the source of this 2570-nucleotide messenger RNA. RefSeq names its product paired box 8 (gene Pax8). Gene Ontology annotation, biological process: regulation of transcription by RNA polymerase II; anatomical structure development. Gene Ontology annotation, molecular function: DNA-binding transcription factor activity, RNA polymerase II-specific; RNA polymerase II cis-regulatory region sequence-specific DNA binding. NCBI's taxonomy places the organism in Eukaryota, Metazoa, Chordata, Mammalia, Rodentia, Castoridae. The record is from RefSeq and is a predicted model, not a curated record.
AACAAACUUCAGAAGGAGAAGAAACACAGGGCCCAGGGCACCCUCUCCGGCGGACCCAGGCAGUGAGGGCCUGUGGCCAGCCGGCCAGGGUAGCGGCUUGGCGCCCGGCGCGGCAGGGACCUACAUAAGGAAGCCCCGAGUAUUCCGCAGGCUGCAAGCGACUCCCCAGCGAUGCCUCACAACUCCAUCAGAUCGGGCCAUGGAGGGCUAAACCAGCUGGGAGGGGCCUUUGUGAAUGGCAGACCCCUGCCAGAAGUGGUUCGCCAACGAAUAGUAGACCUGGCCCACCAGGGUGUGAGGCCUUGUGACAUCUCUCGCCAGCUCCGAGUCAGCCAUGGCUGUGUCAGCAAGAUCCUUGGCAGGUACUACGAGACUGGCAGCAUCCGGCCUGGAGUGAUAGGGGGCUCCAAGCCCAAGGUGGCCACCCCUAAGGUGGUGGAGAAGAUUGGUGACUACAAAAGGCAAAACCCCACGAUGUUUGCCUGGGAGAUCCGAGACCGUCUCCUUGCUGAAGGAGUCUGCGACAAUGACACAGUGCCCAGUGUCAGCUCCAUCAACAGAAUCAUUCGGACCAAAGUGCAGCAACCAUUCAACCUCCCCAUGGACAGCUGUGUGGCCACCAAGUCUCUGAGCCCAGGACACACACUGAUCCCAAGCUCAGCUGUAACACCCCCUGAGUCACCGCAGUCGGAUUCUCUUGGCUCCACCUAUUCCAUCAAUGGACUCCUGGGAAUUGCUCAGCCUGGCAGUGACAGCAAGAGGAAGAUGGAUGACAGUGACCAGGACAGCUGCCGGCUGAGCAUCGACUCUCAGAGCAGCAGCAGUGGGCCCCGAAAGCAUCUUCGCACGGACGCCUUCAGCCAGCAUCACCUCGAGCCACUUGAGUGCCCUUUUGAGCGACAGCACUACCCAGAGGCCUAUGCCUCCCCCAGCCACACCAAAGGCGAGCAGGGCCUCUACCCGCUGCCCUUGCUCAACAACACCCUGGACGAUGGGAAGGCCUCCCUGACCCCUUCCAAUACACCCUUGGGGCGCAACCUCUCGGCUCACCAGACCUACCCUGUGGUGGCAGAUCCUCAUUCACCCUUCGCCAUAAAGCAGGAAACCCCAGAGCUGUCCAGUUCUAGCUCCACCCCUUCCUCUUUAUCUAGCUCCGCCUUUUUGGAUCUGCAGCAAGUCGGCUCCGGGGGCCCAGCCGGUGCCUCGGUCCCGCCCUUCAAUGCCUUUCCCCAUGCUGCCUCCGUGUACGGGCAGUUCACGGGCCAGGCCCUCCUCUCAGGGCGAGAGAUGGUGGGGCCCACGCUGCCUGGAUAUCCACCCCACAUCCCCACCAGUGGACAGGGCAGCUAUGCCUCUUCUGCCAUCGCAGGCAUGGUGGCAGGAAGUGAAUACUCUGGCAACGCCUAUGGCCACACCCCCUACUCCUCCUACAGCGAAGCCUGGCGCUUCCCCAACUCCAGCUUGCUGAGUUCCCCAUAUUAUUACAGUUCCACAUCAAGGCCAAGCGCGCCACCCACCACUGCCACAGCCUUUGACCAUCUGUAGUUGCCAUGGGGACAGUGGGAGCCACUGGGCAACAGGAGGACUCGGGCUGGGACAGGCCCUGGAGAGUCAUACAAAGGAAUCUUUAUUUAUUACAUGAAAAAUAACCACAAUUCCAGCAUUGCGGCUCACUCACUCUGUGGUUAACUUAAUGAACCAUGAAAGACAGAAUGACCUUGGAGAAGGCCAGACUGUCCUCUAAGACUCCUUAAUGAGGGGCAGGAGUCUCAGGGAAAGAGAACCAGCCCAUUCCAAAAGAGACCCAAUUGAAGGAGUAACGUGCCCAGGCUGGUGCCCACCUAAGGAGAGAAGAUGGAGUACAAGGAGCUUGAGGGGGAUGUGUAUGUUGUCCUCCCUGGGCCAAGGGGUGUACAGGAGCCCUUGUGUGACUCUUUCAUCAACACAACUCCAACAAUUGUGGACAGUAAACAAGUCCUUCCAGCCUUCAAGUCACAGCCCGAGGCCAAGCCUUUCCCAAUCAGUCACACUGAGAGUCACCUCUUUCAACCUCCUGCCACCUUCUGCUCAGCUUGCUUGGCCUUUCCUGUACCUCCCUCCUAGGCAUGAGGGAGGGCUGGCCCAGUCAAUCAGAAACUCCACCAGGCUGUCAGCUGACCUUCCCUUUGCCUGCUGCUAUGAGCCUACAAGCACCACCCUAGUCUCUGCUCCACUGGGUCAUCCCUUUGGCAGCUGCUGUCAGCCAAACCAGUUCAAAGCAGCUGGAAAUGGAAUUUCCAAAGGGCCCAGGCCCCUGAGAGGUGCGGUGCAGCUCUGCCCAUGGCAGAACAAGGCAGAAUGGUGGGGACCACUUCCCCUUUCCAACAGCUCCUGCCAAGUCAAGUGUGCUUCCUACAACUCCAGCCCACAAAGCCACUGAAGAGACCUUGAGGCCGCCUUCUGAAGCCAGAAACAAGGUUCCUUCUCUGGCCCCUGCAAUUCCUGCCCCUGAAACCUGACUGUAAAUACUGUAAAUGAAGCUCUGUUUGGGUCAAGCUUCCUACUUUCCAUCCCCCAUAUUUUGGCCUCCA